Molecule: messenger RNA, 1395 nt
Organism: Aplysia californica (California sea hare)
Lineage: Eukaryota; Metazoa; Mollusca; Gastropoda; Aplysiida; Aplysiidae
Product: sarcoplasmic reticulum histidine-rich calcium-binding protein
Exons: 3
Coding region: 1-1395 (464 amino acids)
Source: RefSeq, a predicted model, not a curated record
AUGAAGCACAACCAACAUCUCAGCUCAACUGUCCCGUUCAACACACUCAAGAUUCAACCGGGUCAUGGUUCAACACACCACACUCAGGCUCAACUGUCCCGUUCAACACACUCAGGUUCACCACAACGCAUUCAGAAAGAGAAGACGAUCCUGCCAGGGGACAGCGGAGCGGACAAAGCGGCGUCACAAGCGCGUGUGGUCUCCCCCGUGGAGCUAGAACUGGGCGGGCUCAUCUACGCCCCGCCCCCGAUGUCCACCGCCCUCCCCGAGCUGCAGAAACAGCAGAUGUCCGCGGGUGAGGAGGCUCGGGAGGGAGGAGGAGGAGGGGAGGAGGAGGGGGAGGAGGACCACGUGGUCUCUAUCGUGAUGGGAGACGACAACAUGGACGUCCAUGAGGACAAGUUUUACGACGCCCGGCAAGACGAAGGGGUCGCUCUCACUGAUAAUAACAACGACGAUGACAACGAGAACGGUGAUGAUAACAAAGGGUCGCGACGAGUGCGUAUUGCGGGCGACAAGGACAAAGAUAAGGAAAACCACGACGUUGAUGAUGAUGAUGAUGAUGAUGAUCACGUUGGCAGCGUCAGCGAGAACGGAGAUAUCGAUGACACCACGCCUAAACAGCCCAAAGGUCGUCAUCAAACAGAGGAAAACAAAGAGGAUGAUGAUGAUGAUGAUGAUGAUGAGACUCUAGAUGACGAGGGUUUCCCACUUGACCCAUACAGCUACGUCCACCCUCCCCCCACCACCCACACGUCGUUCGCCCGCUACGAGAAGUUCCUCCAGCGCUCCUACGAGGACCUGCUCACCGUGCACGCGCCGCACGACGACUCCAGCUCCGUGGUGAGUGACGUGUGCAGUCCCCGGCCAGACCUACGUCACCAGCCCGCCCUCCACCAAUCACAGCACGCCUCCCCUGCCCCCACCCUCCCCGCGGACGGGCUGUCUAAGCUACGAGCCACCAUGCCAAAGUUCUCCAGCAGGGCCGCCGCCUACUCCUCCUUUCGACACUCGCAUCCUACGACAGCUGCCACAGACCACGCCCCCCGGGAGGCGGGCACUACCACCACACUGAUGGUGGCCCCGCCCAGAGAGCGACAAAUGAGCUACAGUGAUUGGCUGGGGGCGGGCUACUACACGGACGACUACAGGGACGACAGGCCGGUGGGGGUGGGGGGAACGCACGGGAGGCAGGAGGCCAGACACGCGGAGCUGGAGGAGAGGGAGGAGGAGAGGGAGGAGGAGAAGGAGGAGCUAGAGGUCACGGGCCACGGGGUCACAGAACAAGAGGUCACACCGGAGGAGGGCAAAGGUGAAGAGGAAACAGCGCCUGAAGGCAAAGGUGGAGACGAAGAGACGGGGCAGACAGACGGGGUGAGUACACAGAUCUCUUAG